GCGCAGUGUUGGCCUGCUGAGGGGAAACGACCUGCAUUUGGCAACGCUGAUCACGGACCGACAUCGCCAGGUUGCCAAAUGGGUGAGAGAGGAGCUGAUCCCUGAAGGGACACAGCAUUAUUUUGACGUGUGGCACAUUGCCAAAAGUCUGGGGAAGGCAUUGGAUGCAGCAUCCAAAGAGUGUGACCAACUACAGUUGUGGAGGCCAGCUAUAGUGAAUCACCUCUAUUGGACUGCAGCCUCAACCCCAGAUGGCAACCCAGCGGUCAUGGAGGCCAAAUGGAGAAGUUUAGUGAACCACAUCCAGGACAUCCAUGACCAUGACACCCCUGCCUUCUCCAGUUGUGCCCAUGGCCGUCUAGACGAAGAUCAGCGCAACAAAGAGUGGCUGGACCCAGGCUCAUUGGCAGCAGUCAAGUUGGAGAACAUAAUGAUGAGGGCUGCCUUGCUGAAAGAUGUUCGUCAGCUGUCUCCACAGCACCAGACCUUCUCCCUUGAGGCUUACCACUCCCUCAUCUUGCACUUCGCGCCCAAGCACACUGGGUUUUCAUACCUUGGGAUGUAUAGCAGGCUUCUCUUAGCGGCGCUGCAUUAUAAUCACAAUGCCAAUCGCGAGACAGCACGGAGAAGUGACGGGACGGAGAAGUACUGCGUGCGGUAUCCGCGCAUCAGAAAAGGUGCCCAUGUGGUGCGUCCCAUCAAAGAGGCAGCCUCAUACGGUUAUGCAACAUCAUUAAUGAAGGCCCUUCGGGAGAGCUACGCCAAUUCACCCGCGGUUCUUCGAGAGGUUGGCGCCAAUUUGUCCUCCGAUGCACCCGCCCCCAUCGCCAAAUCCUUCGAACAGAUUCCUAAGGAGGAGGCCAUCAGCCUCUACCUAGCCCGGCAGUCACGCUUCAAGAAAACCUAAUUUCACAUUAUUAUUUUUUUCCACGGACAAGUCCAAUGAUUUAGUUGUUAUUAUUUGCAUGAAAUUUCUUUGUAUAUAAUUCAAAAUAAUUUGGUAAUCAUUUUACCUGUGCCUUGUCAACCUCUGUGUGCGGUGUUGUCUGGGCUCACUGUGUCUGCUUGAUGUGCUUUUGCAUGUAUCACUGCAUGUAUGCAUGCAUGAAAUAGUGUGCGUGUGUGUGUGUGUGAGAGAAAGAGAACCAUCAACUGACCCUCGGGUAUGACU
This is a messenger RNA of Gadus macrocephalus (Pacific cod), 1171 nucleotides long. RefSeq lists its product as uncharacterized. NCBI's taxonomy places the organism in Eukaryota, Metazoa, Chordata, Actinopteri, Gadiformes, Gadidae. The transcript is spliced from 6 exons. The record is from RefSeq and is a predicted model, not a curated record. Bases 269 to 907 code for a protein of 212 amino acids.